Molecule: messenger RNA, 1892 nt
Organism: Phyllopteryx taeniolatus (common seadragon)
Lineage: Eukaryota; Metazoa; Chordata; Actinopteri; Syngnathiformes; Syngnathidae
Product: microtubule-associated protein RP/EB family member 1-like
Exons: 7
Coding region: 182-958 (258 amino acids)
Biological process (GO): spindle assembly; protein localization to microtubule plus-end; regulation of microtubule polymerization or depolymerization
Cellular component (GO): microtubule plus-end; microtubule organizing center; cytoplasmic microtubule
Molecular function (GO): microtubule plus-end binding
Source: RefSeq, a predicted model, not a curated record
AGUCAACCGGUGACGUUACAACUAAAGAAGAAGUAAUAGUAGAAAUAAAGGAAGGGAAAAAAGGGGCUAGAUUUUUUUUCUUCCGCUACCGGUGGACUUGUGUUGGACCCAACCGCUCACAGCACAAAGAACAGAACAAAUAAGAGCUUUGGACAUCGAGGGAUCUGCUUACGGACCGACAAUGGCUGUGAACGUCUACUCCACCUCAGUGACCAGCGACAACUUGAGUCGCCACGAUAUGCUCGUGUGGAUCAACGACUCUCUGCAGAUGAACCUCACCAAGAUCGAGAUGUUGUGUUCGGGUGCUGCCUACUGUCAGUUCAUGGACAUGUUGUUCCCGGGCUCUCUGCCUUUGAAGAGAGUGAAAUUCGGCGCCAAGCUGGAGCACGAAUACAUCCACAACUUCAAGCUCCUCCAGAUUGCCUUCAAAAAGAUGAGCAUCGACAAAAUCAUUCCAGUGGACAAGCUGGUGAAGGGCAAGUUCCAAGACAACUUUGAGUUUGUCCAGUGGUUCAAGAAGUUCUUCGACGCCAACUACUCCGAGAUCGGGUACGACCCAGUGGAGGCCAGGAAGGGCCAGGACUUGCCGCCUACGGCCAACGCCGCCACGUCUGCGCUUAACAAGACCCCGAAGAAGGCCAUCAAUCGUGCCGCUCAGAGGCCGCCAGUUGCCACGGUCGCUCCCAAGGUGGUGUCCGUCGCCGCCAGGAAGUCAGCGGGUGCCGCCGCCAACAAGGACGGGGCGGAGGUCCUCUCAGAACUGGAGGACCUGAGGUGUACCGUUCAGGACAUCGAGAAGGAGAGAGACUUUUACUUCGGGAAGCUGCGGAACAUUGAGCUGAUUUGCCAGGAGAACGAAGGCCAGGGCGAUCCCGCGCUGCAGAGGAUUGUGGAAAUCCUCUACGCCACAGACGAGGGCUUCGAGAUCCCGGAUGCCGACGAGCCGGAGGAGUUUUAGCACCGGGAGACCGGAAGCAGUUUUUUCCCCUCCCCCCCGUCAAACGUGGAUGUCGUGAACGAUCCUCGGCGUCCUCGCUCGAGUCCUGCAUGAGCGGACCUCCGCUGCCGGCGCCGGACUCGCAACUCCUCUGGCAACAAAAUUCUCUUCCUCCACGCCAGGAAGUAACUGAUGUUUGUAUCGCACUUGAGUGUAAGAAAAUGUUCUGCGUGUUUACUUGUAUGUACUGUACAUUUCUAAUAAUCCAAUCUCGACGACGUCCUCCGACGUUCCGACUCAGAACUGGGUUGCCCCAGUUGUUUUUCUGUCAUUUUCAUCCAGUUAGGCAGCCGCAGCCACCGUGUGCCUCUCGCUCUCUCUCUCUCUCUCUCUCUCUCUCUCUCUCUCUCUCUCUCUCUCUCUCUCUCUCUCUCUCUCUCUCUCUCUCUCUCUCUCUCUCUCGUUUUGACAUUCCCAACUGGUCCAGUUAUUUCGAAAGAAGCCAACUGUUUCACACCACGCCGGCCAUAUUUGAUUGGAUUUUUACUCUCAGCAAAUUCUGUUGUGUUCUUUUGGAAGCACCAUUCCCCUUUGGCAUAUGCGUGAGACUCUCGGUUUGGUCGACACUUGUACUCAAAAGUCAUAAUGUGAUGGAGUGAUUUCAUCUGAUCGCGAUGAGUCCAACCAGGUUCAGUGUUGUGUGGUCAUUGUACUACGUGUGUAAAGAUGUUUGUAUCUUUUGAGAUUAUUCUUCGGGUGCCCGCCAUUCAGCGAUUGGGUAAUGAAAAGGCGCAAAAGUUUUAAACGCUUGGAUCGGCCGGUCCUGCCAAAUCCUCGAGACAAGAAGCAGCCUCGUGCUUUGACGGCCUUUAACUGAGUGAAUGUUGCACACAAUCAGACGGUGCCUGCGUGUUCUUUUGCCUUCUACCUAAUAAACAGACUGUUUUGAAAUCAA